Pogoniulus pusillus (Red-fronted tinkerbird) is the source of this 3253-nucleotide messenger RNA. It is a transcript of the gene KCNQ1, whose product is annotated as potassium voltage-gated channel subfamily Q member 1. The transcript has 20 exons. Gene Ontology annotation, cellular component: voltage-gated potassium channel complex; membrane. The record is from RefSeq and is a predicted model, not a curated record. Gene Ontology annotation, molecular function: voltage-gated potassium channel activity. The coding region runs from base 155 to 2233 and encodes 692 amino acids. NCBI's taxonomy places the organism in Eukaryota, Metazoa, Chordata, Aves, Piciformes, Lybiidae. Gene Ontology annotation, biological process: potassium ion transmembrane transport.
UCCUCACCUUUCCAGGCCGGGAGCCGCCCCCCAGGGGGCCGGACCGAGCGGCGGCGGCGGGAGAGGGCGCCCGGCGCCGGCCAGCAGCUCGCUGGGGCAGCGCAGCGCAGCCCUGACACCGUCGCGCCCUCGGGUUCCCUGAACUGCCCCAGCCAUGUCCUCCAGCUCUCCCCCGGGCGAGCAGAAAAGCCGGACCCUGGGCCGGCUGUCACUGCCCAGGAGAGGCAGCAUGACGCCCAGCAAGAAGUCCUCAGCGCUGGAAUUGGCUGAGAACGCCCCCAAUGCCCACUAUGCCCCACUCUCCGCCGCCCAGGGCGGGCAGCCGCCGGUAGGCUGCAGCCCGGGGUCGGAGCGAGAGCGGCCGCUGCGGAUGAAGAGCGAGGUGGUGGUGAUGAACGCCGACUGCCCGCGGCCGCCCGUCAGCCUGGACCCCCGCGUCUCCAUCUACAGUCUCCGCAAGCCCCUGCUGAGCCGCAGCAGCAUCCAGGGCAGAGUCUACAACUUCUUGGAGCGGCCUACGGGCUGGAAGUGCUUCGUGUACCACUUCACAGUCUUCCUUAUUGUGCUGAUAUGCCUUAUCUUCAGCGUGCUUUCCACAAUUGAGCAGUAUGCAGCUCUUGCUACAGGGACCCUGUUUUGGAUGGAAAUUGUCUUAGUGGUGUUCUUUGGAACGGAGUAUGUGGUUCGCUUAUGGUCAGCAGGAUGCCGCAGUAAAUACGUUGGGAUAUGGGGAAGGCUUCGUUUUGCUAGGAAGCCUAUUUCAAUCAUUGAUUUAAUAGUAGUUGUUGCCUCCAUGAUAGUUCUUUGUGUGGGCUCUAAAGGUCAAGUCUUUGCAACAUCAGCUAUCAGGGGCAUCCGAUUCCUGCAGAUUUUACGGAUGCUGCAUGUUGACCGUCAGGGUGGCACGUGGAGGCUGCUGGGAUCAGUGGUGUUCAUCCACAGACAAGAACUGAUAACUACGCUCUACAUUGGAUUUCUGGGCCUGAUUUUUUCCUCUUAUUUUGUGUACCUGGCUGAAAAAGAUGCUGUGAAUGAUUCUGGAGAGACAGAGUUUGGCAGCUAUGCAGAUGCCCUGUGGUGGGGAGUAGUGACUGUCACAACUAUUGGCUAUGGGGAUAAAGUGCCUCAGACCUGGAUAGGGAAGACCAUUGCAUCUUGUUUUUCAGUGUUUGCAAUUUCAUUCUUCGCCCUGCCUGCGGGAAUCCUUGGUUCAGGCUUUGCCCUAAAGGUACAACAGAAACAAAGACAGAAGCAUUUCAACCGUCAGAUUCCAGCUGCUGCCUCUCUCAUACAGACUGCAUGGAGGUGCUAUGCAGCAGAAAACCCUGACUCCUCCACGUGGAAGAUAUACAUUCGAAAACACACCAGGAAUUAUCAUCUGAUGUCACCCAGUCCAAAGCCAAAGAAAUCAGUGAUGGUUAAAAAGAAGAAGUUUAAGUUGGAGAAGGACAACAGCCCUUCUUCUCCAGACAGGAUGUUAACUGUGCCACACAUCACUUACGACCACGUGACGGAAGACAGGAAGCCUGAUUUCACUUUUGAUACCUAUGAAAAUUCUGGACAAAAAGGAAUGUUAAAAUUGCUUGAUUGUCACCGCUCCUGGCCAUCCUUUUCUGCAGACCAGCAGUCUCCCAGCACUCCUUCCUCUCCAGUGAAGAAAAGCCCCGCGUUUUUAGACGUGAACACAGGACCCUUCAUCAGGACCAACAGCUUUGCCGAUGAGCUUGACCUGGAGGGUGAGACGCUGCUGACCCCAAUAACUCACAUCUCACACAGCACCUUCCCUAAUGGUCUGCACUGGAAACAAAGGCUGCGAGAACACCACCGUGCUGCAAUUAAGGUGAUUCGCAGGAUGCAGUACUUUGUGGCAAAGAAAAAGUUUCAGCAAGCCAGAAAGCCCUAUGAUGUCAGAGAUGUUAUUGAGCAGUAUUCACAGGGCCACCUCAACCUGAUGGUGCGAAUCAAGGAGCUACAGAGGAGAUUGGACCAAUCCAUAGGGAAGCCAUCUCUUUUUAUCUCUGUCUCAGAAAAAAGCAAAGAUCGAGGGAAUAACACAAUUGGUGCCAGGCUGAACAGAGUGGAGGACAAGGUCACCCAGAUGGACCAGAAGCUGAACCUCAUUACAGACAUGCUGCAUCAUCUGGUUUCCCGUCAGCAGGGGAGCCAAGGGAAUGACAGAUCACCUCCAAAAGGCAGCAGACCUGCAGUCACCAGGAAAAGGACAAGAGGCUGAAGUGCCUGGACUUGCUGGUCAAGUGCUUGAGCUGGCCACUUACUGAGCAUCCAUAAUCCCCUCAGGAACCGAGGCCCCAGGUCAGGAAAGCGUCUCUCAUCCAAACAGCAUAUAUGGCAAUUUGAACAGCUUCCUGAAUAAUGCCUUGAGAAAUCCAACUCCCUACAAGGAGCCAUUUGCUACUGAAAAGUGCCAACUCUCAUCUAGAUGAUGGAGGGCCUCAGCUGGGAGUUGAACCAUGUCCCACCGCAUGAUAGCUGCAGUAACGCCAGCAGCGUUUGGCUCAGUGUGCAUUUUCACAUGCACAACGCAAGCAGGAUGUGAGCUUUGGUUCCUAAGGCAGAAGAUCAGCCCUUGCAGGUAGGCAGCACCCACAUGUACCACAUGUGAAGAUGUGGAACAUCUUCAAAGCUGGCAGACUGCCAGGAAAAGCUGUUUGGUCCGACAUGGUGGUGGUAGUGGUGGCAGCCCACACCACUGACAAAAGAGGGAGGUGUAGACACAUCUAUCACCCUUUGCACUUUAGGCAUCACCCACACCCAGCAGACUCCAUUCAGGAGUAUGCCAUGGUGAGCUCUCUCCCCUCCUGAGAAACCAAUGCCCUAAAGCCUUGUAACUCUGCACAGCAGUUAACAUCACCAGUCUGUAAUACUUUGAGCAGUCUCAAAUACUGAUGUGUGAUGAGCUGACACUGCAGGGAACCUUCUCAUCAUGCUGCUCGUAUCCCAGGCUUUCUUUUCAACAUUUCAUCUCUUCCCCUUGGACUGCAGACAAGAGCACAGUGUAUUUAACUUUGCAGGUCCUGUUGCAAUUAUCCAGCCUUGCUGCUGUACAGUAGAGAAGGGUUAAGGGUGUAGAAAUUCACAGGCAUAACCAGGAAUUGUAUCUGGGCAUUAUGUUUUAUAGAAAUCAAAAUGACUGUCAUGAUUUUGAACUUUUUUUUUUUUAAUGAGAUUCACUGUGUAAUUUCAGGUUAUCAAUCAGCCUGUUAAUUUCCUAAUAAAACACAGGACAAGAGCA